AUGCCCGAGUACUUCAGCCGAAACCCUGAAAGUUGGAGUGUUCUCGACUUUUUGAAUGAGUGUACCCUAGAACCGUUCGAUCUAAAAAUAGAUUUUUACAUAAAAUCCCUCUUAGUAAUAAUUAAUUCUCAUAAAAGUAGUGUGCAGGAAAGAGAAAGCGCACAAGUGCUUUUUGAUAAAUACAAAAAGGCAAGUAAAAUUCUUGGAAGGCUAUUAGCUGAUCCAACACUGGACCCAUUGGGACACAGAAUUUUCAUUCAUAAGGAUCCUAAACCUGAUCGAACAAAAGCAAUGGAAUGGGAAAAGAAGCGCACGCAGAAACAAGUUCACAUCCAAAACGCGGGGACUGUAAUAAAUGAAAUAAAUGGUGGAACAUUUGAAAAUAUAAACGGUGAGAUAAAACCUAUGUCAAAAGAAAAGGAUCAUAAUGAGUCCGACGAUGAUUUCAUGCCUGCCCGUAUACCAAAGCGGAAAAAGCAGUUAUCUCUUUCAAAAAAGGUUAGGAUAUUGAUAAGGUCUUACGUUGCAAUGAAUUUUAUGCAACCAUUUUUUAAUGAUUUAUUACAUCUACAGAAUAAAGAGUCGGCCAAAACCACGAAAGACACGCCAUCCUCAUCAUCAUCACAAGGAGUACCAAGACGAUCAUCAACACCAGAAGUACCAAUACCAUCACCAUCACAAGGAGCACCGAACGCAUUAUCAUCACCAGGAGUACCAAAACCAUUAUCAUCAACAGAAAGUGCAAGGUCUAGCACGGAAAUGACUAGCAGUAUAAACGAAAAUAAUAGUCCCGAGUAUGAUGGGCCACGUACUCCGCCUCAUCGAAUUUUUUCGUAUGAUACUUCAUCAGGUGCUUCCGUAUGUAAAGAACAUGGUUCUAAAGAUGAUACUUCCGAAGAUGAUCUCCUAAUGAAAUCCCCUGUUGAUAUCACCGUCGAUUGCAAACUAAUUGUCAAGAAUAUGUGUGUUAGAUCAAAAAUGGAGCAAUGGCGUCGCUCAUCAAGACACGUUGAAGAAAUACAUAAACAAGACCUAAUGCGUUAUAAUAUUCUUGAUACGGCCAGAUCUUCUGCAACAGAAGCACGAAAUCUCUUCGGGAAGCAUUGGGGUGAUAUUAUUGGAACAAUAGAAGAAUUUUUAACGUCUAGCCCCGAUGCAACAUCAUUAGCUCCAGAAUCUGCUUCCACUUUAGCUUCGAUUGACCAGAACAUAGAACAAGAUGGAAGGGCAGAUGAUGUCAAACAAUAUGUAAAAAGUAUAUUGAAAAAUGUGAAUACCGCGGAAAAAUUACGUGAUGUAAUCAGAAUAGAGUGUGAAAAGCUACGGGAAAAUGGAAAUACAAUAUGGAGGAAACGGGUUUUAGACUUGCUAUAG
Funneliformis caledonium is the source of this 1374-nucleotide messenger RNA. The record is from the annotation of a GenBank genome assembly. NCBI's taxonomy places the organism in Eukaryota, Fungi, Glomeromycota, Glomeromycetes, Glomerales, Glomeraceae.